AUGAACUUUUACGUUCUUUCGGAGCUUACGACAACCCUGCCGACUCAAAAAAUCAACGUAUCUCAGUGGACUCUCCCAGCGGAUCUAAUUCUUGCAGACCCCCAGUUUUUUGAACCAGGACAGAUCGACAUGAUCAUCGGAGCCGAGCAUUUCUUCGAGUUGCUUUCGGAAGGUCGGUCGAACAUUUCAAUCGAUGGACCCAUACUUCAAAAUACAGUGUUCGGUUGGAUUAUUGCGGGACGAGUUUCACAUCAGUCGAGAAAUUUGCAACCAGUAGUGUCAUUAUCGUGUACAACGAUUGAUAUUCAUAAGUUGCUGACAAGAUUCUGGGAACUAGAGACGUGUCGAACAAACAGCACACAGUCAGUUGAGGAGACAGCGUGUGAGAGACUGUUCGAUCAGACUACUGCUCGCGACGACAGCGGAAAAUUCGUCGUGUCCUUGCCGAAGCGACAAUUCAUCGUUCAGCAGAUUGGUGAUUCGAAAACGAUUGCCAUGCGUCGAUUCGCUGGAUUAGAGAAGCGGUUCCAGUCGAAUCCUGAUUUGACGUUAAGUUACGCUGAAUUUAUCCGCGAGUAUCAACGACUAGGUCACAUGAAGGAGGUUACGAGCGAAACCGACAAAUAUCCCGUGUUCUAUCUCCCCCAUCAUGCAGUAUUGAAGCCUGACAGCACAACGACUAAACUCCGAGUAGUGUUUGAUGGCUCUUGCAAGUCUUCAUCUGGAGUUUCGUUAAACGAUGCUUUAAUGGUCGGUCCUGUAGUUCAGGAAGAUCUGCUUUCAAUUAUUAUUCGCUUUCGGCUUCAUCCAAUCGCUGUCGUUGCCGAUGUCGAAAAAAUGUACCGAAUGGUGAUGGUACAACCGGCUGAUCAACAUCUUCAACGUAUUCUAUGGAGGGAUUCAGUUAGCGAACCAGUCCGUAUGUUUCAGUUGACGACCGUCACAUAUGGUACAGCAUCCGCUCCUUAUUUGGCAACCAAGUGCUUGCAGCGGUUGGCUGAAGAUGGAGUGGAAUCGUUUCCACGUGCGGCUCGUGCGCUGAAAGAAGAUUUCUAUAUCGACGAUAUGCUAUCGGGAGCAGACAACAUCGAAGACGGCAAGGAAUUGACAAGGGAGAUGAUUGAGCUAACGAAUUCCGGUGGUUUCACAUUGAGGAAGUGGAAUUCCAACUGUUCUGCGGUUUUGGCUGAUUUACCGCACUCUUUAUUGGAUGAUCGUGCGACUCUUGACUUGAAUUCGUCGAGUUCUCCAGUUAAAACGCUAGGUUUAUUAUGGCAACCUACUUCCGACAAAUUCCUUUUCCAUUCACCAGUUUGGAGUAAUGCCGCCGUGAUCACUAAACGAACGGUUCUUGCUGAUGCAGCUCGUUUGUUUGACCCACUUGGUUUGGUUGGACCAGUGGUUGUCAUAGCAAAAAUCUUUCUCCAAGAACUGUGGAAACAUCAAUGCGAUUGGGAUGACUCACUACCGGAAGAAAUGCAGUCCUUCUGGCAGGAAUAUAGGAGGAACCUCAUUGCCUUGUCAUCGCUGUCGGUUCCUCGGUGGGUGGCGUUUCGGGCAAAUUUGUUGUCGGUCGAGGUACAUGGCUUCUGCGACGCAUCCGAGAAGGCCUACGGUGCCUGUUUAUACGUGCGCUGUACGGCUCAAGAUGGCAAAGUGGAGGUUAGGUUGUUAGCAGCGAAGUCCAGAGUCGCACCACUAGAAGAUUUGAAACGAAAGAAGAAGAAACAGACUAUUCCUCGUCUCGAGUUAUCUUCCGCUCUGCUGCUUAGUCAUCUGUAUGAUAAAGUUCGUGACAGCAUCAAAAUUCAACAUACUGCGUACUUCUGGACCGAUUCAACGAUUGUGAUGUACUGGUUAGCGUCACUACCAUCCAGGUGGCAGAUGUUUGUGGCGAAUCGUGUGUCGGAGAUCCAGCACCUUACUAAGGGUAGUUCAUGGAAUCAUGUGGCAGGAGUUGAAAACCCUGCCGACAUUAUUUCGCGCGGAAUGACCCCGGCACAGCUGCAGUAUCAGAGAGUUUGGUUUGAUGGACCGUUGUGGAUGCUCCAAGAUCGCAGCACCUGGAAGGUAGAGACGCCAAAUGAAGAGAUUGACCAUUCAUUGUUGGAGGAGAAGUCGGUUGCACUGCCGGCGACGACAAAUCAACCUAGUGAUAUCUUUGCAUUACGAUCAUCGCUUUCCGACCUCAUUCGUAUAGUGGCACUCAUUCGUCGUUUCAUCAACAACAUCCAACAACAACGCGCAAACGGAAGCAGAAAAAUUGGAAGCCUUAGUCAUGGUGAACACGAACAGUCUAUGUUGGCUCUAGUUCGUCUCUCGCAGAAGGAAUCGUUUUCUGCCGAAAUUACUGCACUACAGAAAGGAAAACCAGUAUCAUCAUCUUCAGAAAUAAUCCAGAUCCAUCCCACUCUGGUUGAAGGUUUCUUGCGAGUUGGUGGCCGUCUGCGCCAUGCACCAGUAUCGACAUCCCGAAAACAUCCAUUCGUCCUCAGUCACCACCACCCACUCAGUAAACUCAUUCUGGUACAUUAUCAUCUGAAACAUUUUCACGCAGGCUCACAGCUGUUGAUUGCUAGUGUCCGCGAAAGAUAUUGGCUUACCCGCAUCAGACGUUUAACUAACACAGUUAUUCACGAAUGCGUGUCGUGUUUCCGCAGCAGACCGCGGGUAUUAGACCAGCUGAUGGCUGAUUUACCUUCUGAGCGAGUUACUCCUGCACCACCAUUUCUAAAAGUAGGUGUCGAUUAUUGCGGACCGUUUCAGGUAGUUUACCCCAUCCGACGAACUGCUCCAAGAAAAUAUUUUGUCUCGAUUUUCGUAUGUCUGGUAACAAAGGCUGUUCACCUAGAGCUUGUCGGAGACCUGACAAGUGCAGCCUUCCUCGCUGCUUUCAAGCGGUUCGUAGCUCGAAGAGGGAUACCUGCGUUGGUGAUGUGUGAUAAUGCUCUCAACUUCGUCGGCGCCAAACGUGAACUUGACGAGUUGUCUCAACUCUUUAACAACGAGCAAUUUCAGCAAACAAUAACACGAGGAGCCCAGCACGACGGAAUAGAGUUCCGAUUCAUCCCUCCAAGAUCGCCAAACUUUGGCGGUCUUUGGGAAGCGGCAGUGAAAUCCUUCAAGGGGCAUUUCAAGCGCACAAUCGGUAAUCGAAUUCUUCAGCACGACGAGAUGCAGACCGUAGUGGCACAGAUCGAGGCAAUCCUUAACUCUCGGCCACUAACUCCAAUCAGUAACGACACAUCAGAUUUCGAAGCUCUGACUCCCGGUCACUUCUUGAUCCAACGACCGUUAACGGCAGUUCCCGAACCGAGCCUGGAGGAUAUCCCGGACAACAGAUUAACUAUUUGGCAGAGGUCGCAAGAUGUCGUUCAACGGAUUUGGAAAAAAUGGUCCACGCAAUACCUGUCCGAUCUUCACAAUCGAACGAAAUGGACUCGCCAACGGAACAACAUUUUUGUAGGCACAAUGGUUCUAAUAAAGGAUGACAAUCUACCACCGCUCAAAUGGCGAUUGGGUCGGGUUACAAACGUCAUCGCCGGCCCCGAUGGCAACGUACGCGUGGUGGCAAUUCGUACAAAGGACGGCGUAUAUGAGAGAGGAAUCUCUAAGGUGUGCAUUCUUCCGAUUCGCGAUAACAGAGCGUUAUCUACCCCAGAGGAGGCUUAA
Molecule: messenger RNA, 3672 nt
Organism: Topomyia yanbarensis
Lineage: Eukaryota; Metazoa; Arthropoda; Insecta; Diptera; Culicidae
Exons: 1
Coding region: 1-3672 (1223 amino acids)
Biological process (GO): DNA integration
Molecular function (GO): nucleic acid binding
Source: RefSeq, a predicted model, not a curated record